This is a messenger RNA of Coregonus clupeaformis (lake whitefish), 2364 nucleotides long. It is a transcript of the gene suclg2, whose product is annotated as succinate-CoA ligase GDP-forming subunit beta. Gene Ontology annotation, molecular function: succinate-CoA ligase (GDP-forming) activity; ATP binding. NCBI's taxonomy places the organism in Eukaryota, Metazoa, Chordata, Actinopteri, Salmoniformes, Salmonidae. The transcript has 11 exons. Bases 25 to 1347 code for a protein of 440 amino acids. The record is from RefSeq and is a predicted model, not a curated record. Gene Ontology annotation, biological process: tricarboxylic acid cycle; succinyl-CoA metabolic process. Gene Ontology annotation, cellular component: mitochondrion; succinate-CoA ligase complex.
UAUCAGCGGUCAAAUUGCGCGCACAUGGUCCUUCUCUUCCGCUUCAACAUGGCGGCAUCCAUGGCAUCCCAGGCUGUAACAAGAGGACUACGUGGAGCAAGUGCUAAGUACUUAUUUCUUGACAAAUUAAAGUGUGCACGGCUGAGUUCCAGGCGAUGGCUGAACCUGCAGGAGUACCAGAGCAAGAAGCUGAUGCAGGAGAGCGGGGUGACAGUCCAGCGCUUCUACGUGGCUGACAAUGCCCCCGACGCCCUGCAGGCCGCCAAGAGACUCAACGCCAAGGAGAUAGUCCUGAAGGCCCAGAUUCUGGCUGGGGGACGAGGGAAGGGUGUGUUCAACAGUGGCCUUAAAGGUGGAGUGCACUUAACUAAAGACCCCUCUGUGGUGGGUGAGCUGGCCAAUAAGAUGCUAGGCUAUAGCCUGACCACCAAACAGACGCCAAAGGAGGGAGUGAAAGUAAAAACGGUGAUGGUGGCUGAAGCCCUGGACAUCACCAGAGAGACCUACUUUGCCAUCCUGAUGGACCGGGCCUGCAACGGCCCCGUCAUGGUGGGCAGUCCUCAGGGUGGGAUGGACAUAGAGGAGGUGGCCGACAAAACCCCAGAACUCAUCUUUAAGGAAGUUAUAGAUAUUUUCGAGGGUGUGCGAGAUGACCAGGCGCUCCGCAUGGCAGCUAAUUUGGGUUUCAAAGGACCUCUGGAAAGACAGGCUGCAGAUCAGAUUAAGAGGCUCUAUGAUCUGUUCCUGAAAGUCGACGCCACUCAAGUUGAAGUCAAUCCUCUCGGAGAGACUCCCGAAGGACAAGUGGUGUGCUUUGAUGCCAAGAUCAACUUUGACGAUAACGCAGAGUUCCGUCAGAAAGCCGUCUUUGCCAUGGACGACAUGUCAGAGAGCGAUCCCACAGAGACAGAGGCAGCCAAAUGGGACCUCAAGUACAUUGGCUUGGAUGGAAACAUUGCCUGCUUUGUGAAUGGGGCUGGUCUGGCUAUGGCCACGUGUGACAUCAUCGACCUCCAUGGAGGGAAACCGGCCAACUUCCUAGAUCUGGGAGGAGGGGUGAAGGAGAAACAGGUUUACGAGGCUUUCAAACUGCUCACUGCUGACCCCAAGGUGGAGGCCAUCCUGGUGAACAUCUUCGGGGGCAUCGUCAACUGUGCCAUCAUUGCCAAUGGCAUCACCAAGGCUUGCCGUGAGCUGGAGCUCAAAGUGCCCCUGGUUGUCAGGCUGGAAGGGACCAAUGUGCAGGAGGCCAAGAGGAUCCUGUCAGAGAGUGGACUGCCCAUUGUAGCCGCCAAUGACCUGGAUGACGCUGCCAAGAAAGCUGUGGCCGCCAUUGCCAAGAAGUAAAGAGCCUCUGCCUUCCGUAACACUGAUCAGUCCUUUCCCCUCUCUUUGUUCUGAGCACCCUAGUUCCCCCUCACUCCACAGGGCAUGUACACCAACCCUUCAGCCCAUCACUACCUUUCACCCACCUGUGUUAUCAUUAACUGCAAUAUAUCAGGUUGAUUCAUCAUAUAGCUUUUAUCUAUUUUUCUUAUCAUAAAGGUAUAUAUUUCUAUGUGUUCUGUUGGUCUUUUUCUGUUGGUGCUCCAGUAGGGAAGUAUUUGGAGUCCUGACUCUUUAUUGUGCAUUCCAUUUUGAUAAGCUGAGAAACUUUAAUGUAUUUCUCUAGCUAUAUGAUUACCUUUUCAAAGAAGCAAGAAUAAAAUGUUAUAACAUUGGUGUUAUUGUUUUAUCAAACCAUACUAGCACAAAAGGAAUGACAAAACUAAAUGACAUGUUCCAGACUGCACUUUCAUAUGCCACUGUGAAAUCAUUACAAAUAUCCCCUUAUUCAGGAAAUGCACAGUGGUGUGUAGCUAACUUGCACACGUGGAGUAUUGGAGAGCAGCAUUUAAAGGAUUUUGUUAUUGUUUAUGUGUUGUAGUACAGUAGGUGACGUCACUGGUUUGCCUUGGUUAAAGUCCAGUUUAUUGAUGCCUUAAUCAGAGGUCCUUAGCAUGUGAAACCGCAACCUCAUACAUGAGUAUUAUGUUUGAAACAACUUGAAUGAAGUGUAAAACUUUGUUUGCGCUGUUAACUUUGUAAUUCCAGGUAUGAUUUUAAAGUAGGCCUACUACUUUAAUCUAUAUAGCAGUAUAUAACUUUGAUAAAUCAUCUGUGCCUUCUUGAUGAGGGUAAAAACGGGUUUGUGAAGCCAACCAGCCAACACACUCUGUCACAUGAAGAAUGCAUUAGAGAUAUUGUUUAAAUGAAACAUUGUAAUUAGCUUUUUAUAAUCAUGAAUGUAUGUCGAUCAGUUGAGAUUAGGUCAACUCUACAGUAUGAAUAAUUUGAGAGCUUAAUAAAGGUGACUUUCAACAA